Messenger RNA from Lachancea mirantina, 3012 nucleotides. Lineage: Eukaryota; Fungi; Ascomycota; Saccharomycetes; Saccharomycetales; Saccharomycetaceae. The record is from the annotation of a GenBank genome assembly.
AUGGCGCCAUUUGUUUUACGUCCAGAGAAUGCUCUGAAGAGAGCAGAGGAGCUUAUAUCUGUUGGUGAGCCUUUGGCCGCGCUUUUGUCGCUCUAUGGGUACUUGUCUUCGAGAAGGACAAGAUCAGCGCAGCCAGGUGCUUUGGAACCAAUCGUGUUCAAGUUCCUAGAAUUAGGUGUUGAGCUAAAGAAGGGUAAAAUCAUAAAGGAUGGGUUGCAUCAGUAUAAGAAGAACAUGCAGAUCACUCCAGAGGGUCUUAUAUCCGUCGGUGUUGUGUCUCGUAAAUUUAUUGAUCUCAUCGAGGUGAAAAUGGCCCAAGAACAAGCCAAGGAAGACGCACAAGAACAAGAAGCUGACGAUGACUUGGAAGGCGGUGUGACCCCUGAGAAUUUGCUUCUUUCCGCUUUUGAAGGCGACCAAAAUGUUGCUGGAUUUAACGAUGAGGCUAUCACGUCGUGGUUGCGAUUCUCUUGGGAGUCUUAUCGUGCCGUACUCGACUUGCUCAGAAACAAUUCCCAAUUGGAAAUCACCUACUCCGGUGUUGUCAACAGAACAAUGCAGUUCUGUUUGAAUUACAAGCGUAAAAACGAAUUCAAGAGACUUGCCGAAAUGUUGCGUCAACAUUUAGACUCUGCGAACUAUCAGCAACACAAGCACAACUACUACACGGUUGAUUUGAGUGAUGCCGACACUUUACAAAGAUACCUUGACCAACGUUUCCAGCAAGUCAACGUCUCUGUCAAGCUCGAGUUGUGGCACGAGGCUUUCAGAUCCAUUGAAGAUGUGCACCACUUGAUGAAGGUCUCCAAACGUGCCCCAAGACCUUCUGUGCUUGCCAACUACUAUGAGAACCUUGCCAAAGUAUUCUUUGUUUCUGGAAAUUAUCUAUUGAAUGCAGCAGCUUGGGAAAAGUUUUACAAGCUUUACUUGAGCAACCCUAACGCUACUGAAGAGCAAUUUAAGGCCCAGGCUUCCAACUUCAUGCUAGCUGCUCUAGCAGUCCAAGCCGAUGAUCUUCCUGUGGUAGGUUACGACCCAAUGAUUCGUCUAUGCCAUUUGUUGAGUUUAGAAUCGAAACCAACUAGACAACAACUUAUCGACGCCGCUUUGGAGGAAUCUGUCUAUUCUGGAGUCGACGAUGCUGUGAAAAGUCUCCACAAACUUUUGGGUGAAGAGUUUGAUCUAAGCACCGUCAGCCAAAAGCUUUCUGAAUUGUUGCCAGCUCUAGAAAGCAAGCCCUAUUUUGCACAGUAUGUGGCGCCUUUGAAGAACUACCUCAUCAAAAAGAUUUUCGUAACUAUCUCUGACAAAUACGAGGUGCUUUCUUCCGAGGAAUUGUUUUCCAAGGUGGUUCUUCCUGGACAGUUCGAGGCCUCUCCACUUGACAUCGAGAAGUUGUUGAUGCAAGCCGCUAUGGAGGACUACGUGACGUUCACUAUCGAUGACGAGAAAGACACUAUUACCUUUAUGAAAGAUCCUUUCGAAGCUCUAUCGUCCAGCACCACAGUUGUCGGCGAACAAAACGAGCAAGAAAAGGAGACCGAUGAGAUUGCACAUACUCCCGAAGGAGAAGAAACCGAAGUUGAGAGCGAACCAGAACCUGUUGUGACUCGUAACGCCGCUAUUCGUUCCCACCUCAGUGACCUGGGCAAACUGCUCAAGGAGAACGAAGCAUUUGAGCAAGGUUCUUACAUGCAGAAAAUCAAGAUUACUCGUGAGAACUUGAUUCAACAAACCAAUGAGACUAUUGCCCGUGAAAAGGAGGCUGCCGAAGAAAGAGCCAGACAACAAGACGAGAGAAAGCAGAGAGCCGAAGCUGGUAAAUACGUCUCUGUCGAGCAAGCUGCUGAGGAAAGGCAAAGACGCAUGCUUGAGGAGAAGGCCGCUGCUGAUGCUAGAAUGGAACUCGAAGCCAAGCGUCGUGCCGAAGAGAAGUUUGAGCGUGAAAGAGCCUUGGUGAGAGAGCAAGAGAUGGUCAAGAUGAUUGCCGAAGUGAACUCCAAGGGUAUUCUUUACAUUGACCCUAAGGAGGCCAAAAAUCUAACACCGGAGAUGGUCCGUAAAAUGACCAUUGAACAAUUGUCGAAAGACAAGAAGGAGUUGGAAGACCGUAUGAAAUACGCUUUUAAGAGACUCGAUCAUACCGAGAGAGCUUUCAGAAAAACCGAGCUACCUUUGCUCGAAAAAGAUGCAGAAGCCCAAGAAGCCAGAGAUCUUGAAAAUUACAACAAGAUGAAGACGAAACUGAUCGAGGUCGCUAAGAAGGACCACGAAGAGCACGUGAAGCUGCACGAACGUUUGUCUAAGAUCUCCGACGACUAUGAAGUUUACAAAGCUCAAGUUCUGGCCAAACAACAGGCUUACUUGUCUCAACUUCGUUCCGACAAUUUGGCGAAGUUUGAAGCUGCUAAGAAGGCUAGAAUCGAUGAGAUUCGUCAACAACGCUUUAAAGUUCUCUCAGAAAAGAGAGACGAGGAGCUCAAGGCACAAGCCGAAGAGAAACGUCUUGUCGAACAGCGUGAGAGACUUGCCAAAGAGCGUGAAGAACGUGCUAGAGUCAACCAAGAGAAGGACGAACAGGCACGUCGUCAAAGAGAGAUGGAAGAGGCCAUCGAGAGAAAGAUGUCGUCCGGAAAAUCCGCUGCCACGCCAGCACCUGCACCGGCGGCAACGCCUGCUGCGGCACCAGCCUCUGCUUCCGCCGCUAUUCCAUCUACGGCUAACUUGACUUUUGCUGAAAAGAUGAGAUUAAGAAGAGGAGGAAAUAGCAGAGCUCCACCAUCGGAGCCUGUCAGAAACUCUGUUCCUCGGCCAGCCGCGCCAGCACCAGCUCCAGUGGCAUCUCCUCCAGCACCUCAACCGCCAAUCCAGGCUGCUGCCCCCGCGGCCGUCCCCAAGCCUUCUCCUGCUCCAGCUGCCACACCGGCUGCUGUGCCAGCUGCCGCACCAGCCUCAGGUCAAAAGUUGAGUUUUGCCGAAAAGAUGAGACUAAAGAGAGAAGGUAAGAUCUAG